AUGGCGAAACACAUAUCUGCCGGGCUGCAGACUCGAAUUAAAUUCUUCAGCGAUCCCGGCUGGACAUGUAAGAGGUGUGGUGAAGGCAAUGACUUUCAGGAACAGUUAUGUAAGAAGUGUGGUCGCAGGAAUGUGGCACACAACAGACUGCAGAAGAGCAUCAAGAGGGCGAAACUGGAUCGCACGACAUGGCACUGCGCAUCGUGCACAUUUAUUAAUCAAGGAACUCAUCGAUUUUGUGAGAUUUGUAACACUCUUCGCAGUGACGAAGUCAACAAGGACCCAACAGGACCUAUCAAAGCAGAUAGUAUGUUUGACGACAAUGCAAAGUGUAACACUAUUGGGCCAGUGAUGAUGGACAACAUAAAUGGCAAGGAACAAGUCAGAAUGAGAGGGAACCAUGGUAACCAUAGAGGUAAUAACGAGACUGAACAGAAGUCACGUCUAAGUAAAUUCUUUGCAUUCAUCACUGGUUCAUCAGAAAAGAUAUCGGAGGAUAAAAGCCGUCAGUCUGAUGGCGAGAAGAAAAAAUCAAAAGGCGGCGUGAUACGAAACAGUAAACUUUUUCAGUUUUUUGUUGGUGAUAACAGCAAGUCUUCAGAUAAAGAGAAGACAAACAAAGAUUCCAAAGAUGUUCCACAAAGUACAUUUUAUUUGGAUGAAAUAACGGAAGAAUUAGGAAGUGAAAGCGAAAAUAAAAAUCAAUCACAUGAGACUUACAUAAGUGAAUGGAAACAAAGCGAGGUUGAUGUGAAAUGGACUGGCAGAAGAACAGACGAUAAAACCCCAAGAGGUAUUGAUUUAGUGGUUAAUAUACCCGAUGAAAAACUGAUGCAAAAGGAAUCAAACAGUUCUGAUUUUCGUUUUAAAGUAAUCGACAGAGUUGGUGAAAAACAUAAACCGGAAGUUCAGAAGUAUUCGGAACCCCGGAAAAUUUCUCCAUCACCUAGACGUAAAGACGGCGCUGGUAUAGAGGAUAAAAAACGUCUGUUCGAGAACAAAUUGGGAGACAGAGAGCAAACACCUCAAGCGAGACCUGCAAAUGAGAAAAAUGUAGAUAAAUCAAAUGUUGUGAAGAAGAGAGAACAAGCGAAAGAGAGAUAUGCGAAAGAUAAAGACGACAAGAAAAUAACUGAGAAAUCAGGAAAUAUUACUAAUCCUUUGCCCCCGAAGCAAAAAGACAAAGACGAGAGGAAAUAUAAAGACAACCAAACGGAAACGUCUAUGGCAGAUAAACAGAAGAAUAGAUGGACGUGUAAAGUGUGUACGUACUUAAAUGACAAUCUCGCACAAAGAUGUCGUAUGUGUGACACGCAAAGACCAAAAAUUGAGGCUAACAGACCCUCAAAACUAAUGAAAAGGCGCAGACUUCGAAGUGGACGUAGUUUGAAAAUAGCAGAUUUACAGAAACAAGAGGAAAAAGAAGCACACAAAAACUGGGUCAACAUCACAUACUUUUGUCGAGAGAAUGGGACAAUGUUCGUGGAUGAACAAUUCCCUCCCAGUGUUGCCUCAUUGUACAACCGACCACCCGUCACCAAUGUUAAUCCAACGUGGCUUCGUUGCCAUGACGUGCGAACAGGAGAAGACAACCAAGACAAGGACGAUUGGGUUGUAUAUCGAGCAAAUCCAUUGCCUGAUGACAUAGGUCAAGGUUGUCUUGGAAACUGCUGGUUUUUGAGUGCUCUAGCAGUGCUUGCCGAGAGAAAAGAACUACUAGAGAGGAUAAUUUUGACUCGAAAGUUCUGUAAGGAGGGGGCUUACCAUGUACGCCUGUGUAAGGACGGGAGGUGGAAAAUUGUGCUUAUAGACGACUUUUUCCCAUGUGAUCAGUACAACCGACUACUGUAUUCCAAGUCCAAACGAAAACAGCUAUGGGUUCCCCUGAUUGAGAAGGCCGCUGCCAAACUCCAUGGUUGUUACCAGGCCCUGGAGUCAGGACGGGCUAUCGAAGCUUUAGCUCUACUGACGGGGGAACCAUGUGAACGCAUACAACUUCAAGAACAGGAUGAUGAUGAUGUAGAAAUAGACGAGAAGAAAAUCUGGACAAAACUCGUUAAGGCUCGUCAGUCGAAGUUCCUAAUGGGGACGUCCUGUGGUAGCCUGAAGAUGAAGCCAAGUGAUCUCCAACACUACGACACUAUGGGACUGAUCCCUAAUCACGCCUACUCACUUCUAGACAUACAGGAUGUGGCAGGGAAUCGACUGGUAAAGAUUCGGAAUCCCUGGGGUACUGUUUCUUGGAAAGGGAACUGGUCUGAUUACUCCUCCAAUUGGUCACAAAUUAGUGAGCGGACGAAAAGAAACAUACAACUGGAUGGAAAUGACAAAGGGAUAUUCUGGAUGUGUCUACCUGAUUUCAUGAGAUAUUUUGACAGUGUUGAGGUGUGUAAAGCCCGUCCGGAUUGGAACGAACUGCGUAUCAAAGGAUCAUUCCCUCCUCACGCAGAUCAGCCUUGGAAAUUUGUCACUCUAAACAUUUACAACAGAACAAAAAUGGACCUGUGUCUAUUCCAAAGGACUGUAAGAGGUGAAGGUUUAACGAAAGAGCCUUUUGUAGACAUGAUCAUUGUGGUGAUGGCGAAUUCUCAAGACAGAGUUCUAUCAAAAGUUAUGUGUAACAGUCGGCGGGCAGCAAAAUCGUUUACCGGGUGUGAGGUGGAGCUGGACCCAGGAACUUACACGGUGGCAUGUCUAGCCUUCAAACACUGGCAAACAGGCGUGCCGAUGUCUUCGUCGCUUCGCAUGGCAACAAUCGAGGCCUUGAACAAGGACUUUGUUCUGACCAUACACAGCUCUGGUACGGUUCAGUCGGAGGAAUUCGACACGUCCAGUCCUUCGUGCACGUUUAAUCUAGCAGAUGUCAUGAUACUGUUAGCCAUUGAGAAGGGAACCAAACAAGAGCUAUCUCCAGGGCUCAAUUUGUACGCGCUGUGGUGGUAUGGUGCAGUGUUUGUGGUAGAAAACACGACGGACGACCAGUACGGACAGGUCAAGUGUGACACGUCUAAUAGUUCGUAUCUAAUCUCCACUCGCGGCAGCUUUGUUACCAUGGACUGUAUACCCCCUAGACACAGACAGGUGCUACAAAUUUUGACCCCUCUUGAACCGGUAACUGGUUGGUCAACCAACAGGUCCAUGCAAUAUCUCAUGUCCCCUUCCUCAGGACUGUACCGAGAAUGGCGAGUACCCGAUGGUGUGUUACAUGUACCAGCUAUAACAGCAGAUGUUGCUGCUCUACACAAUCCUCGACAGUUCUGA
Ylistrum balloti is the source of this 3261-nucleotide messenger RNA. RefSeq names its product calpain-15-like. Lineage: Eukaryota; Metazoa; Mollusca; Bivalvia; Pectinida; Pectinidae. Gene Ontology annotation, molecular function: calcium-dependent cysteine-type endopeptidase activity. Gene Ontology annotation, cellular component: cytoplasm. Bases 1 to 3261 code for a protein of 1086 amino acids. The record is from RefSeq and is a predicted model, not a curated record. Gene Ontology annotation, biological process: proteolysis. The transcript is spliced from 12 exons.